Messenger RNA from Amaranthus tricolor (Joseph's coat), 2393 nucleotides. RefSeq names its product casein kinase 1-like protein 11. NCBI's taxonomy places the organism in Eukaryota, Viridiplantae, Streptophyta, Magnoliopsida, Caryophyllales, Amaranthaceae. Gene Ontology annotation, cellular component: cytoplasm; nucleus. The coding region runs from base 553 to 1953 and encodes 466 amino acids. Gene Ontology annotation, biological process: signal transduction; endocytosis; peptidyl-serine phosphorylation. Gene Ontology annotation, molecular function: protein serine/threonine kinase activity; ATP binding. The record is from RefSeq and is a predicted model, not a curated record. The transcript is spliced from 14 exons.
AUCUUCUCAGAUGAACCCAUUAAAUAACGAGAGAAAAAAGUUUUAUUUUCUCGGCUCGUUUCCUCUCUCUUUCUCCCUAUUGUCUUUAUCCCAUUUGUUUAUCGCCCUCUCCUCUCACCAAACCCAGUAAUAAUUUUGUGAGGUUUCCAUCAUUUUCCCCCAAAUAACAUUUUUUGAUUACUGGGUUUUCCUUAAAAUCGCUUUUUUCUUUUUUUGGGAUUCAAUUCAGUUUUGUUGAUUUUUUUUGCCGAUUUCUUCUUUUUUAGAUUGUAUUCGGAUUGUUUGAUGAAUAAUGUAGGUUGUUUUUUUUAUGAUUUGAAUUCUGGGUUGUGUGUAUUGGAUCGGUGUAAUUGAUGUAAUUUUUAGUGGGGGCUAAAUGAUCUUUGUGUACGAUAAUGAGAAGAAGCUUUUUUUUAUUUAAUUGGUUUGGAUGGAUUACGUUGAUCCACCAAAAGGGCUGAUUAUGAAAAUUUGAGGAAAUUAGGGUUUUGAUUCGAGGUUAAAAAGUUGUUUUCUGAUUUCGUUGAAGGUAAAUUUUGAGUGUUCUAUACGAUGGAUCUUGUAGUCGGUGGAAAGUAUAAACUGGGUCGUAAGAUUGGGAGUGGUUCGUUUGGUGAGCUUUAUCUGGGGACCAAUAUAACUAAUGGAGAGGAAGUUGCUGUUAAGUUGGAAUCUGUAAAAACAAGGCAUCCCCAGCUUCACUAUGAAUCGAAAUUAUACAUGCUUCUUCAAGGGGGGACUGGGGUUCCUCAUUUAAAGUGGUUUGGAGUUGAGGGUGAAUACAAUGUCAUGGUGAUUGACCUUCUUGGGCCUAGUCUCGAAGAUCUCUUCAAUUACUGCAAUCGGAAGUUUUCUUUGAAAACGGUUUUGAUGCUUGCAGAUCAGUCAAUAAGCAGAGUUGAAUACAUGCAUUCAAGAGGCUUUCUUCACCGUGAUAUAAAGCCUGACAAUUUCCUGAUGGGCUUGGGACGUAAAGCAACUCAGGUGUACAUCAUUGACUAUGGCCUUGCAAAGAAGUACAGGGAUCUCCAAACUCAUAAGCAUAUACCAUACCGGGAGAACAAAAAUCUUACAGGCACUGCUCGAUAUGCCAGCGUUAAUACUCACCUCGGCGUAGAACAAAGCCGGAGGGAUGAUCUAGAAUCUCUUGGUUUCGUGCUUAUGUAUUUUCUGAGAGGAAGCCUUCCUUGGCAAGGAUUAAAAGCAGGCACUAAAAAGCAGAAGUAUGACAGGAUCAGUGAGAAGAAAGUGCUGACUCCUAUUGAGGUUCUUUGCAAGUCAUAUCCAACAGAGUUCACAUCAUACUUCCAUUAUUGUCGAUCGUUGCGUUUUGAAGACAAACCUGAUUAUUCGUAUUUGAAGAGGCUUUUCCGAGACUUGUUUAUACGAGAAGGGUAUCACUUUGACUACGUUUUUGACUGGACUAUACUAAAGUACCCUCAAUUUGGUGCUGGCUCAAGACUAAAGGCACCUGUUGGGAAGACAAGUGGACAUGCUGGACCUUCCGCAGAAAGAGCUGAAAAACAUAGUGGGAAAGAGGCUCGUGAUAAAUUUUCUGGGGCUGUUGAGGCAUUUUCAAGGAGGAAUUCAUCUAGUGGGGUUGUGGCACUCGGUGAUUCAUCAAGACAAAAGUCUUCAGAGGUGGUGAUGUCCCCAAAAGAUCUGCCUGAUUCUCUGAGAAGCAACCACACCUCUACUCGACCAAGUAGCACAUCAAGACGGGCUGUCGCUUCAUCCAGCAGACCUAGUUCUUCAAAUGGACCAAGUGAACGGUCUAGCCGUUUAGUCUCGGGUAGUGGCCGUCUAUCUACCAGUCAAAGACUGAAACCUGGGUCUGAACCCAGCAGGUUGGGAACCCCUUCUCGUCCGCCAACUGCUAAUAAAGGUGUUCUUGAUGAAGCUGUUCGAAGCUUUGAGUUCCUUUCACUUGGCAGAGACAAGACGAGGAAAUGACCAAGUUAUCUUGUGAGAGGCUGAGAGCUGACUUGCUAUUUGCAAACAAAUCUAUUUUCUGUCGUCAUAGAUGGAUCAUUUUCUUCUUAUCUCUGACAUGGGAAUUCAGCGUCUUGCUCUGAGACUAAGUUGCGACAGGGUUUCUGCCAGGUUCUCUGAUCAUUUUUAAUAUUUGGAGGGGCAAAACAUGCGGUCUUCAUGCUGUCGUGAGUAGCAAUUUGUACUGGGUCUUCUAAUCUUGACAGCAGCUGCCUUUUUUAAUCAUGUUUUUCUUCCCCCCCUCUUCCUGCAUCGGAGUUAUUGUCUCUUCUUUGUUGGCGUUCUAUAAUAUCGUUCCUAGUACAUCAAACGAUUGUCAAGUUUAAAGAAAAAGAUACCUUUUGUGUAAUGAUUUUUAAACCAUGUAAAAUAAUCCGUUCAAAUGCAGAAACAUUCUAUUA